Messenger RNA from Thamnophis sirtalis, 903 nucleotides. NCBI's taxonomy places the organism in Eukaryota, Metazoa, Chordata, Lepidosauria, Squamata, Natricidae. The record is from RefSeq and is a predicted model, not a curated record.
AUGCAGCUCCCUCUUGCUAGUGGGAGUAACUGGACCACUCAGGAAAAGUGGAGGAAGAGAAGAGAGGUUCUUGUGGAUGCCACUUACCUUGUGCUCUCCACCCAGAGGUGUCUUCAUUCUUUCCUUCCUGACAGCAUCAUCAUGACUGCAUCCUCCACCUUGCUUGCUUUGAUCCUGAUGCCUCUUUGUCUGUGGAUCUACAGCCGUGCUUGGUUCAACACCCCAUUAGUGCGCCUGUUGCCCCUGGGGGCUGUCAGCCUGACCUUGUGCAGUACUCUAAUCCCCAUCGGUCUUGGCGUUUUCAUCCGCUACAGAUACACAAGACUGGCGGACAUUAUUGUGAAGAUCUCUUUGUGGUCUCUCCUGGUGACGCUGGUGGUACUUUUCAUUCUCACUGGUACCAUGCUGGGUCCUGAACUUCUGGCUACUAUCCCUGCCGCCGUAUACGUGGUAGCUCUGCUGAUGCCCUUGGCAGGUUACGGCUGUGGCUACGGGAUAGCCGCCUUAUUCCGCUUGCCCCCGCACAGCAAGCGGACGGUGUCCUUGGAAACUGGCUGCCAGAACGUCCAGCUCUGUACCGCUAUCCUCAAGCUGAGCUUCCCCCCACAGUUCAUCGGGAGCAUGUAUAUGUUCCCUUUACUCUACGCCCUCUUUCAAUCGGCUGAAGCCGGGCUGUUCGUACUGGCUUACAAGAUAUACGGAAAGGAUCUGUACAAGCAAGAGGCUCUCGGAGGAGACAACGAGGAAGAGACAGAUGUUUCUUACAGGAAACUGAAGGAGGAAGUAGUCCCAGAAAUUUCUUACGGCACCUUCCUAGAGCAGAAGUAUGGCUACUACCACUGCAAGGAUUGCAAUAUUCGAUGGGAGAGUGCCUAUGUCUGGUGUGUGCAGGGCACAAACAAG